AUGGAAAGCAAACCUUAUUGGCAGGCAGUUGGUAGCUUUAUGUUUGCAGCAACUGUCUCACAGCCAGACAGCAUGUUUGCUGUGGGCAUGGGGAGUGAUAAUCUGGGUCUUGAUCAUUGGCAUGCUGUUAAAAGGAUGAUGAAGCAUCUACAGGGGACCAGGGACCUGAGCAUAAGGAACAAAACUGACUCUACUGGACUGAUGGUCUACUCAGAUGCCGACUUUGAUGGUGACUGUGACACUCGUCGGUCAACAACAGGCUAUUUGAGUUUAUUAGCAGGUGUGCUUGUGACACGGUGUUCAUGUCAGCAGAAAAGUGUGAGCAGAUCAACAACAGAGGCCAAAUACAUAGCAGCUUCAGAUGCUGCUACUGAAGUUGUUUGGUUGCAUAGUUUUCUCAGUGAACUUGGUUUUCAGUCAGACAAACCAACAACACUCCAUGUUGACAGUCAAAGUGCUAUUUGCCUGAUUAAAAACACAGAAUAUCACAAACACUCCAAGCACAUUGACAUUAAAUACCAUUAUAUAUGUGAACAUGUUGAAGAUAAUGAGAUUGAAGUCUAUUAUGUUUAUUCCAAUAAACAGUUGGCAGACUUAUUCACAAAACCUUUAACUAGAGACAAAUUCAUAUCAAACAGAAAAGUUCUGUCAAUGAUCUCAAAACAAAUUCAAUAA
Messenger RNA from Schistocerca cancellata (South American locust), 675 nucleotides. RefSeq lists its product as uncharacterized. The transcript has a single exon. NCBI's taxonomy places the organism in Eukaryota, Metazoa, Arthropoda, Insecta, Orthoptera, Acrididae. Bases 1 to 675 code for a protein of 224 amino acids. The record is from RefSeq and is a predicted model, not a curated record.